UUAGUAUGGUAGUAUGCAGCUUCGGCCUCAGAGUUGAAGCCCCGCCCCUACUUCCCCUCAGCGAUCCCAUAAUUCAGUGCGUUCCUCCAUUCUUUCAAGGGGAUCCUGCUUUAAGGACGUGCCAGUUGUGGACCUGCCACUGAGUUUUGAUCAAAGAUGGCUGAGGUAAUUGAAGACAAGAUUAAGAGUUACAGAACUGCUCCGUUUGAUGCCCGAUUUCCCAACACUAACCAGACACGAAACUGCUUCCAGAACUACCUUGAUUUUCACAGGUGUAAUAAGGCACUGUCAGCAAAAGGACAGGACAUUACUCCCUGCGAAUGGUAUCAGAGGGUCUACAAGAGCCUGUGCCCUAUCAGCUGGGUUGAGAAGUGGGAUGGACAGGUUCAGGAUGGAAGCUUCCCUGGAAAGAUCUGAACAGCCUGUGGUCGCCUUUUUUUUUUUUAGAUUACCUCAUUUAUUAAACAUGUUAACUUUGUUUAGCUUGAGUGCAUGAGAAGUGACCAAGUCAUGACAUCUUGUGACCUUUGACCCACACCUUUAAAUGGUUCACACUGAUCAGUUUUGUCACUUUGUCUUAUUCAUUCUGGUUACAUAAUAAAGACGCACAAUGUUAAUUA
Pangasianodon hypophthalmus (striped catfish) is the source of this 620-nucleotide messenger RNA. RefSeq names its product cytochrome c oxidase subunit 6B1. Gene Ontology annotation, cellular component: respiratory chain complex IV; mitochondrion. Bases 157 to 417 code for a protein of 86 amino acids. The record is from RefSeq and is a predicted model, not a curated record. Lineage: Eukaryota; Metazoa; Chordata; Actinopteri; Siluriformes; Pangasiidae. The transcript is spliced from 4 exons.